Messenger RNA from Girardinichthys multiradiatus, 5203 nucleotides. RefSeq names its product protein EFR3 homolog B. The transcript has 23 exons. NCBI's taxonomy places the organism in Eukaryota, Metazoa, Chordata, Actinopteri, Cyprinodontiformes, Goodeidae. Gene Ontology annotation, cellular component: plasma membrane. Gene Ontology annotation, biological process: protein localization to plasma membrane. The record is from RefSeq and is a predicted model, not a curated record. The coding region runs from base 866 to 3319 and encodes 817 amino acids.
AAAUACUAUUUCUGUAAUAUUGUCCUUCCUGUAUGCAUCCAAAUAAUUAAGUUGUCAGAUAGACAACGUGAAUGUGAGCCGAUUAUGUUCAAACUUGAUGUCAAUAGGGUCGCGUCCAAGGGGUUCCCUGUUGGGUUGUCACAGUUAGCAGCUAAACGGCAGCUGCUCGGGGCUAAAGGGAUUUAACGCUGGCCCGGGCCAAAUGACUACUCCCCUGCCAUAGCUAAAACUUCAAAAAAAAGUGGGCUCUUUAACUCGUCAUAUGCUAAAGGCUUUAAGGAUUUUGUUGUCGCUUAAUGGUAAGAAUCGGCUUUGCUGUCAUUCAUCAACGUUAUGAUAGAAACAGCUAAGAGGUUAGCUAUGCUACGUUAGCAUUUCUUACAAGUAGCAUAAAUAGAAGUUAGGUGAACUUAGAACAGUUUUGUGUAAAUUAGGAACAGACUGUAUUGUCUGUUCUUAAUUUAUAAGUUCACAUAAUAUGUUAAUGUCCACCUCAUCGAAACCAAAGCAAAGUAGUUGGUGAUAUUUCAGUUACUUUAGUAAUGCUAGCGCCUAGGAAUUUACAUUCAUUCUCAUAACAUUACUGUCCGGAUUGUGUUUAAAAUUCACUCGUUGCAUUUCGGUACGUUUAUAAAACUAACAAAAUCAUAGAUCCGACUAACAUAAAAAAAUAUCCAGAUCAUAGCUGAAUUUGUUCGCGCUUCAGCUAAGUUGGGCUUACAAACGUUAGCAGGCCAAAGACAAGCCGGCGGUUUUCCUGAUUGUCCAAGCCCCGGCGGGGACUCGCGCCAGACCUGAGGUGCAACACAAUUCUCCGUCUCCUUAAAACUGGAGGAGCAACGCCGCCUUGUGACUGAAAUCCAGCAUGACAGGGGUUUGUGGUUGUUGCGGGGCACUCAGGCCUCGGUACAAGAGACUGGUGGACAACAUCUUCCCAGAAGAUCCAGAGGAUGGACUGGUCAAGGCCAAUAUGGAGAAGCUGACGUUUUAUGCCCUGUCAGCUCCAGAGAAGCUGGACCGCAUCGGGGCCUACCUGUCGGAGAGGCUGUCGAGGGAUGUAGCCCGACACAGAUACGGGUACGUGUGUAUAGCCAUGGAAGCCCUGGACCAGCUGCUGAUGGCCUGCCACUGUCAGAGCAUCAACCUGUUUGUGGAGAGCUUUCUGAAGAUGGUGCGCAAGCUGCUGGAGUCAGACAAACCCAAUCUGCAGAUCCUAGGAACCAACUCUUUUGUGAAGUUUGCUAAUAUAGAGGAGGACACUCCAUCGUACCACCGCAGCUACGACUUCUUUGUGUCCCGCUUCAGUGAGAUGUGCCAUUCAAACUAUGAGGACCCGGACAUCCGCACCAAGAUUCGGAUGGCGGGGAUUAAGGGGCUGCAGGGUGUGGUGAGGAAGACUGUGAAUGAUGAGUUGCAGGCAAACAUCUGGGACCCCCAGCAUAUGGACAAGAUCGUCCCCUCUCUGCUUUUCAACCUGCAGAGUGGAGAGCGCACAGAGAGCCGCUCUCCUUCUCCGCUGCAGGCGUCGGAGAAGGAGAAGGAAAGCCCGGUGGAGCUGACGGAGCGUUGUUUCAGAGAGCUGCUGGGUCGGGCCGCCUAUGGCAACAUCAAGAACGCCGUCACGCCCGUCCUGAUGCACUUAGAUAACCACUCUCUAUGGGAGGGAAAGACCUUUGCUGUGCGUUGCUUCAAAAUCAUCAUGUACUCCAUCCAGUCCCAACACUCUCACUUGGUAAUCCAGCAACUUCUCGGCCACCUGGAUGCUAACAGCAAGAACUCGGCCAAAGUGCGGGCCGGCAUUGUGGAAGUGCUGCUGGAGGCAGCUGCAAUUGCAGCCAGCGGCUCCGUGGGUCCUACUGUCUUGGAGGUGUUUAACACCCUGCUGAGGCAGCUUCGUCUCAGUGUGGACUACGAGUUGACCGGCUCGUACGACGGCUGCACCAGCAUCGGCACCAAGAUCAUCAAAGCUCACGAGGAGCGGCAGCUGCAGGAGGCUGUCAUCAGGACCAUCGGCUCUUUUGCCAACACGUUACCUACAUACCAGAGGUCGGAGGUGAUGCUGUUCAUCAUGGGAAAGAUCCCUGUUCCUGGUGUAAAUCUGACUCUGCCCUCUACUGAAUCUGAGCCGGAGGGUACAAGAAUGAUUCAGGUCAUGUUGCUCAAGUCCUUGGUGCAGGUGACAGCAGGUUUCCAGACCACCAACAUGCUUACAGCAUUGCCGAGCUCUUUCCUGGAGCCACUACUGUCCUUUUUUCUAACUGAUGACCCGGAGGUCCGGCUACUGGUGCUCCAAAUUCUCCUCAGCCUCAUCGACAGGCACGACAACAGGCCCAAGUUCUCAAAAAUAAGCAUCAUCUCUGACAUCUCUGUGCUGAAGCUCAAAGUUGACAAGUGCUCUAGACAGGACAAUUUAUUCAUGAAAAAGCAUGGCCAGCAGCUGUACCGACACAUCUACCUGGGCUGUAAGGAAGAGAGCAGUGGCCAGCAGCACUACGAGACCCUCUACGCUCUGCUGGGUCUUCUCAGCGUGGAGUUGGCAAAUGAAGAGGUGGUGGUGGACCUCAUCCGGCUGGCGCUCGCCUUGCAGGACUUGGCCCUGUCCACGGAUGAAGGUCUGCCUGUUUAUAACCGCUGUGCUGUUCAUGCCCUCGCCGCUGCCUACCUCAACCUAAUCUGCCAGCUCACCACCGUCCCAGCCUUCUGCCAACACAUACACGAAGUAAUUGAGGUGAGACAGAAAGAAGGUCCUUACCUUUUGCCCGAGGAUGUCUUUAUUGAUUAUCCCAAGCUGCCGUCUUCAUUGGAGAAGGUGGAAGGUGACGUUCUGUUCCUCCAGUCGAAGAUCACAGAGGUCCUUGGAGGAAGUGGUUACAAUACAGAGAGACUGGCUACACCCUACAUCCCACAGUAUACUGAUGAGGACCGGCUAUCCAAAAGAAAGAGCAUUGGGGAGACCAUCUCUCUUCAGGUGGAGGUUGAAUCUCGAAACAGUCCAGAGAAGGAAGAGAGGACGCCAGCAGAAGAGAUCACAUUUGAAACCCUAAAAAAUGCCAUUGUGGACAGUGUGGGUAUGGAGGAGCAGGAGAGGGAGCGGAGGAGACAAGUGGUGGAAAAGUUUCAGAAAGCACCAUUUGAGGAAAUUGCUGCCCACUGUGGUGCCAGGGCCACAAUGCUGCAGAGCAAACUAAAUCAGAUAUUUGAGAUCACAAUCAGACCCCCCCCCAGCCCAUCUGGAACCAUUUCCUCGGGUUACGGCCAAAGCCAGAGUCGAUCUGUUCCCAUUUACGAGAUGAAGUUUCCCGACCUUUGUGUGUAUUAGAGCACAAAGUUUGCAACAAUGUGAUUAAAAACUGAUUAAUCUUUGUUUAGGAUCAGGGAAGAGCAACCGAUUUUUACUGUAAACUGUUCUCGAUCGUGGAAACGCACGUUAGACGCAGACAGUCUCAACUUAAGAACAAGAUACUUUCUGGAUUAACUUAGCUGUGUGAAAUGUUCUUUUAUCCCCUGAUUAUCACCAGAACAAGGUGGCAAAACUAAUCAAAACACAACAAACUCCCUAGAUUUAGUUUUACUAGUAGAAACUCCUCUGGUUGGAUUAUAAAAUUAGAGAUUGCCAAGAACUGUGAUAGAGAAGCUGUGUGUGUCUCUUGGAUCUGGGAACGUUACCGGCACUGCAAUCCCUGGACGUUCCUUGUAUGUUUUUUGUUUGUUCCAGACAGGGUGCCAUACCUAACAAAAUUAGAUUAACCAGUCUUAUUUUUGUUGACAUUGUUUAUUUUUUUAGACCUGAAGACCAGAGAGUGUAUUUAACAUUAUUUUAUCUAUGAAUAACAGCUGUGUUACUCUGUAGUUUUUGUUUUGCCUUUUAUUGUUAGCCAAAAGUGCUUUUUUUUUUUAGAUGGCCAUUUAUUUCCUUAUUUUUCACUCUAUUUAUUUUUAAUUUUAAUCGUUUUCAACUAAAUAAAAAUGGUCACUCAAACAAACUGUGUGCCACACAUGGCCACAUGAACUCCUGAAAUGCGAUGUUUACCACAUUGGAAAACACUAGAAAAAUAAUUAUUUUUUCUCUGCCCAUAUAAAUGUGUGUAUAUAGAAAGAGAUAACUAUAUGUACAAAGCAAAGUCUUCAAACCUAUGUACAAAGCAGGGAUGUUUUCUGUGUUCAUACUUUAGUUUUUUAACUGUCGCUGCACUGGUUGUCCUUAGUUAAGGGAAAAGUCUAAACCAACCAGCAAAACAUGAAAUCCAAAUAAGUAGUUCACAUUAGAAGCAGGUUUCAGCAGCAUCGUUUUGACCUGUGUUGUUGCCAUUCCUCCUCAGUUCUGCAGGAUUGGCUUCCCAGCAGUGCAUCCAUCUGGUCAAGAUUUAAUAAGCCAUUUAGUGUGUAGGAGAGCACAUUAAAACACAGGUAUAAAAACAAGGUAUAAUGGCAAUAAUUUGGUGAGAGCCUGGCAAACACGGUCCAGCUGUUGGUAGCAGAUUCUUUUGUGCGUUUUUGAAGCGUGCCUCUUGUGGUGGUGCUGUGAUGGCUCAGUGUGUGAUGUUUUAAAGGAAUGCACUCCCUCUCCUGCGCUUCUUUGACUGAGUUACGUCUGUCUCGUUCAGUGUAGCUGAAGAGUCUUAUUUGUAUUUGUUCCCUUUUUUUAAUGAUGUAGAGUCGAAUGUGUCCAUCAGUGUACCAAAUUGUAUGUUCAAGUUACCCUUUUUUAAAAUUGUGUGAGUGGGAGUAUUUGUUCAUUUGUCCGUGUAAACACAGAUGUGUCUUUAUCGUUGUUACCGGAGACCAAACCCUUCAAACACAGUUUACAGUCUUGUUCAUGGACUGACUCCUCCUGGUUGAUGGAGAACAACCCAUUGAUGCAGCAGCACACAGCUGUCUGAACCCUUCAGUGGCACAAUGUAAAACUGUCUUUUCAGAAUCGGAUCUGUAAAUCUGUCUGCUUGUUGUCAUUGCAUCAUGUAAUGUGAUACUAACUUACGGCAAUCCUUAGUUUUCUUCAUUACAUGCCCGGUUAAUAGAUCCGUUUACAACGUAGUGCUGUAGUACAAAUUUAUUCUUUCUGUGGACUUUGCACUUUAAAAACUGGAUUACCUAGUGACAAAGGCAGCUUUUACAUGGAGAAAAUGCCUUACAUGUGUCAUACCUGACUUUGCAUGCUAGUGACGUAGCUGUGUUAUACAAUAAAUGUAACUCAAACCAUGAA